AGCCCAUCCCAGAAUGCAGUGCGGGGACGGGCCUUCUGACCUAGGGGAAUGUAUCGCGUUCGCUUGUAAUUUCAAAUUGCCAGUUUCUUUAAUCGCCAUUUAUUCACCAUCGCAGGAGAUAUUUAAUUGACGUUCCUUCAUUUCGCGUUUUUUGCAGAAUUUCAUAGAUGCGCUUUCAUAGCACUACAGCCGCUCUUUUUAUAGCCCGGCGGGAAGGGCUGCGGGGCGCAGUCCCUAACAAAUAGGUGCCAUCUUUGUUAGGGGCAGGUAAAUAAGAGCAAGACUGAUGCCAAAGAGCUGCGCUGCCUACAACUGCACAAACCGCUAUAGCAACAAGAAGGGCAAGCUCACAUUUCACAGAUUUCCUCUGAGCAAGCCACACAUUCUAAAGGAAUGGCUGGACAACAUAGGUCGAGAGAAUUUCCAGCCGAACCAACAUAUGGUUCUUUGCUCAGAGCACUUCACACCCGAUUGCUUUAGCGGGUUUGGCAAUCGCAAAAAUCUUAUCUGGAACGCAGUACCAACUAUUUUCAGCUUCACACAAGACACUAAGGUAAAAAUGCGAUCAAGUAAAAGACUGAGGUGCAUGGAGGAAGAUAUCCUGCCCGUUGUUAUCCCCAUAGAUGAAGUAGAGGCAAAAGGUGGGCUGCAGGUACCACAUCCAGAGACUAAGCCAGAAGUAGUUAUGAAGUGCCAGGGUGAAGAAUUGAACCAAGAUCUGCACCCAGUUUCCCAAACACAGGAGCUUCCUGAGUCACAGCCUUUUGACCACAGCUAUGCCAUCAUUGAUGUGCGAGAUAUGAAAGAGCGGUUAUUCGCUUCUCUUGAAAUUAAUGAGAAACUGCACAAGAUGGUUAAGUUCAAGUCAGAAGUCAUCCGUCGCAUGAAGCUCAAGUUGAACUAUGCACAUCGACAAUUGGAGCGUCUUGAGGCUGCUCAUAGACGGGCAGAAUGCCCAGGAAGCUGGAGAGAGAGUAUAAGGCACACUAUAGACUGUCCUGCUGAAAAAGGCAACAGCAGGGCUUCAGGCUGCUGUGCUCUACAGGUUCAUGAAAAACCUGGACUGUGAACCAUAAUCCAGAAACAACCUGGAAAGUUUCUGUAAUAAGACUAUAUGGACUUCAACCAGUGAGCUGUGCAUCUUCCUAAAUAAACCUUUUACUUUCUUAAGCAGAAUAA
Messenger RNA from Erpetoichthys calabaricus (reedfish), 1179 nucleotides. RefSeq names its product THAP domain-containing protein 3-like. The transcript has 4 exons. Bases 287 to 1069 code for a protein of 260 amino acids. NCBI's taxonomy places the organism in Eukaryota, Metazoa, Chordata, Cladistia, Polypteriformes, Polypteridae. The record is from RefSeq and is a predicted model, not a curated record.